AUGUCAAAUGUCGAUUUAUCUAGCGACGGCUUCAUCGGCCUGGACUAUGACUCGAGGAAUUACAUCGCUUCGCAGUCCUGGCCGGUAGCCGUCGACCAGCAGUCAGCCCACCGGCCUGAAGAUGCCCGCGACAUCUCCCCGUUGCAGACCACCGGUCACUCCUUUGAACCUUCAGAUCCCAACCUCAUGGUUGACUGGCAAUUUCACCAUCUGCAACCCCAUCUUCAGUAUUCCCCCGAGGAGGCCUCCGCGGCCGCAGCCGCCGCCGCCCAGUUCACCACCUCCAGCUAUGGCAUGCCCAUCCAGUCGUCCCCCGUCGAUCUGAUGGCCGCCCCGCAGGGCCAGAUGAGUGCGAGCCUGCUGGACGGCCCCUAUCUGCCUCUCGCGGGGCCCGUGGACAUGGUCCCCUUCUCCUACCAGGACCUGCACGCCGACCUGAUGUCCUUUCCGGACGGUCUGUCCCACAUGCCCCCGUAUACGGCGGGGCCCCAGAACGUCCUCGACAGCAGCUCUCCCACCGACACCUACCUUGAAGUCCGCUCGUUGACGAGCACGAGCAGCGACAAUGGCUGGGCCACCAUCGAGCGUCGCUCGGCCGACUACUCCUUCCCGGAUCAGGGCAUCUUCAUCAACCCCACUCAGACGCUGCAUGACCGUAGUCUCUCCGAGUCGUCCUAUUCGACCUCCUACAGCAGCUUCGUGGAUAUUGCCAACCCAAUCAACUCUCCGGGCUCGGAUACCAACUUUGAUGUUGCCUUCACCAACCCCAUGACCCGCCGCGUUUCUUACGACCACACCUCGCAUGGCUCCCAAUCGCCCACCGCGGUCAGUCCCGUUGCCAUCGUGCGCCCCAUCCCCGUCCCUGUGAAGAAGUCGUCCUCGCCCACGCGGUCGUCCGGGUCACAGGCGUCGUCAGCGUCCCCGCCGAGCCGGAGGCCCUCGCGGAAGAGCCCCAUUGCGGCCAAGACUGCCGAAACCAAGGUGCGCAAGCAGUCCCAGAACGGCAAGCCCGAGACCGAGAAGCGCAUUGGAAAGCGGAAGGGUCCGUUGAAGCCCGAUCAGCGGAAGCAGGCGAGCGAAAUCCGCAAGCUGCGCGCGUGUCUGCGUUGCAAGUUCCUCAAGAAAACGUGCGACAAAGGUGAGCCCUGUGCGGGUUGUCAACCGUCCCAUGCGCGGUUGUGGCAGGUGCCCUGCACGCGCAUCGACAUCAAGGAGAUCGGCUACUUCAUGAAGGACUGGAAGGCCGACUACGAACGUCAUAUCAGCAUGGGAUUCUCUGUGGGCAAUAUCAAGGGCUUUUCCGAGCACGAGCGACUCCUCUUCAUCACCCAUGGUUACGGCCAGGUCCUCCCCAUCAAUGCACGGGAGGUCUACGUCCACAACGAGCAGUGCUUCAGCGUGGACUGGGUGGAGACCAUGCGGCGGGAGCCCACAGAGCACGAGGUGGAAACCGCCAAGCUGUCUGCCGGUAUGGAGGGAAUCUCGCAACCCAUGUUGUCGGAUUACCUCGACCGCCACAUCGAUGGCAACGGCACCUUUGAGAAGUUCGUGGACGACUACUUCGAGGGGACCCCGUUCCUGACGCAGAUGCUCAAGACGGCGUUCCGCUACUACUUCCGCACGAAGCUGCCGGUCAUCCGCAAGGCGCUGAAGCUCAUCAUUGCCUACAACCUGACGCUCCAUGUCACCCUGGUCGAGGGCCUUGGGGAGGAAGAAGGCCUCCUCGGCAAGAUCGAGGACGAGUCGUCCAAGUUCCGGGGCAAGACCAUGGCCCCGGUGAUGAUUAACUUCCAGAUCAAAUGUGCCAUGGCCAACAUGUGGCGUGAGCUGCAGAAGGAUGUGUUGGAGGAGCUUUCGGCUCUCUACUCCAGCGUGUACAGCGGCGACAAGCUGAAGAACUGGCCGACCAUCUUUAUCCUGGCGUCGAUUCUGUUGGCGGUGUGGGAGGAGAUGCAGUUUGACAGCCACUACCGUACUCCGGAUGCGGCGGCGGUCGACAAGUUCUGCAGCGACAUGGAGACGACACCCGUGGGGGUGAUUGUGGGCCUGUUCCAGGCGAUCUCGCAGAAGCUCCCCGCGUUCACCGAUUGGGAGACGCAGAAGCACCACCACCUGCUGCACUCGAACCCGGACGUGUGCACCACGAUGACGGAAGUCCGUCAGCAUGUCACUCAAUAUGAGAGCUAUCUGCGCGGUCGCUCGGCCUCGAAGUUCAACCGCAACGACUUUGACUGUCUCUCGAACAAGUUCCUUUCGCGACUGGUAAUUCGCGCCAACUAA
Messenger RNA from Aspergillus terreus NIH2624, 2280 nucleotides. RefSeq names its product Zn(II)2Cys6 transcription factor domain-containing protein. Lineage: Eukaryota; Fungi; Ascomycota; Eurotiomycetes; Eurotiales; Aspergillaceae. Bases 1 to 2280 code for a protein of 759 amino acids. Gene Ontology annotation, molecular function: DNA-binding transcription factor activity, RNA polymerase II-specific; zinc ion binding. Gene Ontology annotation, biological process: regulation of DNA-templated transcription. The record is from RefSeq and is a predicted model, not a curated record. The transcript has 4 exons.